AUGGAAAGAAAAAAGAAAUAUGAGCUGCAUGCAACAAAGCAGAUUGCUUCCUCGUUCCUCAAGGACUCGAAAAAAGAACUACGUAAAAUGAACUCGACAAUUUCAAGCAGUUUAUUACGAGUCGCACAUAACGCAGCAACGGUAGGCAGACGGAGCUCGGUUGUCCCUCGUCGCACAUUCACAACACCGUCCAAAUCCACUUCCGAACUGAAGGGCUGGCGCCGUUAUAAGGAAGCUUUCAAAGAUAAACCGGCAUCGUACACCACAACAUUUCUUGUCCUGCAUGAAUUGACAGCCAUUGUACCAUUUCCGAUCAUUUACUAUGGCAUCAAAGCAUCAGGGUAUACGAUUCCUGUUCCCCAAGAUGUCGUGGCUGAAGGCAAUCGGUUUAUCAACAAGGUACGCGUGCGUUACGGUUAUGAUCCGCUCGACCUGAACAAUCCUACCAUGGUCAAUCUCACAGCAACCUAUGCUAUUGUCAAGCUACUGAUGCCAGCGCGUAUUGCCGCUUCGGCUUUCCUCACACCGACGGUGGUCGAACGGCUCGUUGCACCUAUCGUGCGGACCAUGACCACCGCUGUCAAGGCAUUUCGAAAAAAGCCUGUCCCAUAA
Molecule: messenger RNA, 612 nt
Organism: Radiomyces spectabilis
Lineage: Eukaryota; Fungi; Mucoromycota; Mucoromycetes; Mucorales; Radiomycetaceae
Exons: 3
Coding region: 1-612 (203 amino acids)
Cellular component (GO): mitochondrion
Source: RefSeq, a predicted model, not a curated record